CCCGACGUCAGUAGUGUGCGACACGUUUCUGUCGAAGGAGAGAUGGCGGAACCUGAUGUUCAGAAGGUCAUUAAGUUGGUUCCUGAGAACCUCCUUAAAAAGAGGAAAGUGUACCAGGCUAUCAAGGCUACUCAAGCCAAGCUUGCUUUACUUCAAAAGAGAAAGGACACAUCAGGAAGACCCAUAAAGUUCAAGCGGCUGGAGGAGUUUUGUAAGGACAGCAAGCGGAGGCAUCGAGACGACACCCGUCUACAGAGAGCCAAAACAAGGCCCCCGCCUUCCCUCCCACCUGCUAAGAACCGCCUGGUGUUUGCUGUUCGUGUUCGAGAGAUCAAAGGUGUUAGUCCCAGAGUUAAGAAGGUGAUUCACAUGCUGAGACUCAGAAAAAUCUUCAGCGGUACCUUUGUCAAAGUCAGCAAGACCUCCAUAAAUAUGCUGAAAAUAGUAGAGCCAUAUGUUGCCUGGGGAUUUCCUAAUCUCAAAUCCGUUCGAGAGCUCAUCUUAAAAAGAGGCCAGGCAAAGAUUGAUAAGAGAAGGCUUCCUCUUACAGACAACACCGUCAUUGAGCAACACCUAGGGCAGUAUGGGAUUAUCUGUCUGGAAGACCUCAUCCAUGAGAUCUACUCUGUUGGGAAGAACUUCAGGCUGGUGAACAGGUUCCUGUGGCCCUUUUGCUUGUCGGUCCCCCGACAUUCAGCCAGAGAUAAAGUUGGCCUUCUGAAAGACAUGGGUGAACCCGGCCCGAGAGCUGAGGGCAUCAACGGUGUCAUCAGGAAAUUUAACUGAGUGUGAAGCCUCCUAAAACUGCCCCCAGGGUGUGGAACCUCCUAAAACUGCCCCCUUACUUGCUCUCCUUUCGCGUUCCCUCUUCAGAAUGAUGGGUGGCUCCCUGAGAACGAACACACUCCAGCUGUUUAUCUGCAGGAAGGACUGAUCAGAACACACUGUCUUGAACAGCUGAAUAGUUUGAAAACUGUUUGUGUAUCAUGUUGUGCAGGGUUGGUGUUGCAUCGCUUUAAAAAACGAACGUCCUUUUUCCUGGCAGACAUCUGGGACCUUUCACCUCUAUAAACAAAUGUUUAUCAUGGAUUGUUACAAGCAUAAUUCCUCCGUGAUUCCAUAAGCCUGCCCAUCCCCUACUUCUACCUGCCCUGUGUAGAAAUGGGAAGUGGGGUGUGGGAGGAACGGGGCCACUGUGAGACCUUUACAGAGUUUAGUUGGAUAUUACUGUGAUUAGUGCAGUACAAUCAACCUUGUUCUUUGCAACCACAUCAGUUCUGUGUACAUUAGUCAUUUUAACGUUUUUUUUCAAUUCUGUUUUGUAUGCUAUCAAAUGUUCUUUGGGUACUGCUCAAUUUAACCCAUAUGGGAAAAUAUCAGUUUCAUUCAUUUCAA
Electrophorus electricus (electric eel) is the source of this 1395-nucleotide messenger RNA. It is a transcript of the gene rpl7l1, whose product is annotated as ribosomal protein L7-like 1. Lineage: Eukaryota; Metazoa; Chordata; Actinopteri; Gymnotiformes; Gymnotidae. Gene Ontology annotation, cellular component: cytosolic large ribosomal subunit. Gene Ontology annotation, molecular function: structural constituent of ribosome; RNA binding. The record is from RefSeq and is a predicted model, not a curated record. Gene Ontology annotation, biological process: maturation of LSU-rRNA from tricistronic rRNA transcript (SSU-rRNA, 5.8S rRNA, LSU-rRNA).